AUGAGUGUCAUGCAGUCCGGGACACAGAUGAUCAAACUGAAGCGUGGGACCAAAGGGCUUGUCCGACUCUUCUACCUGGAUGAGCACCGAACACGCCUCCGAUGGCGACCCUCUAGGAAGAGCGAGAAGGCAAAAAUACUUAUCGAUUCCAUUUACAAAGUCACCGAGGGUCGGCAGUCGGAAAUAUUCCACAGACAAGCUGAGGGGAACUUUGACCCCAGCUGCUGCUUCACCAUCUACCAUGGCAACCACAUGGAGUCCCUGGACCUCAUCACCUCCAACCCUGAGGAGGCCCGCACCUGGAUCACAGGCCUCAAGUACCUGAUGGCUGGCAUCAGUGAUGAAGAUUCCCUUGCCAAAAGGCAGAGGACCCAUGACCAGUGGGUGAAACAGACCUUUGAGGAAGCCGAUAAAAAUGGUGAUGGCUUAUUGAAUAUUGAGGAGAUACACCAACUGAUGCAUAAACUAAAUGUUAAUCUGCCCCGAAGAAAAGUCAGACAAAUGUUUCAGGAAGCCGACACAGAUGAGAAUCAGGGAACUCUGACAUUUGAAGAGUUUUGUGUUUUUUACAAAAUGAUGUCUUUGAGACGAGACCUUUAUUUGUUGCUUCUGAGCUACAGUGACAAGAAAGAUCACCUAACUGUAGAAGAACUGGCUCAAUUUUUGAAGGUGGAACAAAAGAUGAAUAAUGUGACAGCAGACUAUUGUCUUGACAUCAUAAAGAAGUUUGAAGUUUCAGAAGAAAAUAAGGUGAAAAAUGUUCUCGGCAUAGAAGGCUUCACGAACUUCAUGCGUAGUCCUGCUUGUGACAUAUUUAACCCAUUGCACCAUGAAGUGUACCAAGACAUGGAUCAGCCACUCUGCAACUACUACAUUGCUUCCUCCCACAACACAUACCUGACUGGGGACCAGCUCCUUUCUCAGUCCAAAGUAGAUAUGUACGCACGAGUGCUACAAGAGGGCUGUCGCUGUGUGGAAGUUGACUGUUGGGAUGGCCCAGAUGGAGAGCCAGUAGUACACCAUGGUUAUACGCUCACUUCAAAAAUUCUCUUCAGAGAUGUUGUGGAAACCAUCAACAAGCAUGCCUUCGUGAAGAAUGAGUUUCCGGUUAUAUUGUCUAUUGAGAAUCACUGCAGUAUCCAGCAGCAAAGGAAGAUUGCUCAGUACCUGAAAGGAAUAUUCCGAGACAAACUGGACCUGUCAUCUAUAGACACAGGGGAGUGUAAGCAGCUUCCAAGCCCUCAAAGUUUGAAAGGCAAAAUCCUGGUGAAGGGCAAGAAGUUGCCUUAUCACCUUGGGGAUGAUGCAGAGGAAGGGGAAGUUUCUGAUGAAGACAGUGCAGAUGAAAUUGAAGAGGAGUGCAAGUUCAAGCUCCAUUAUAAUAAUGGGACCACUGAGCAUCAGGUGGAAUCUUUCAUAAGGAAAAAACUGGAGUCACUGUUAAAAGAAUCUCAAAUUCGAGAUAAAGAAGAUCCUGAUAGUUUCACAGUGAGGGCACUACUGAAGGCAACUCAUGAAGGCUUAAAUGCACACCUAAAGCAGAAUCCAGAUGUGAAGGAAAGUGGGAAGAAAUCGCAUGGCCGAUCCCUUAUGACCAACUUUGGAAAACAUAAGAAAACCACAAAAUCACGGUCUAAAUCGUACAGUACUGAUGAUGAGGAGGAUACACAGCAGAAUCCUGGCAAGGAGUGUGGCCAGCUGUACAGGUUGGGCCGCCGAAGGAAAACCAUGAAGCUGUGCCGAGAACUUUCUGAUUUGGUUGUGUACACAAACUCCGUGGCAGCCCAGGACAUUGUGGAUGAUGGAACCACAGGGAACGUGUUAUCAUUCAGUGAAACAAGAGCACAUCAGGUGGUUCAGCAGAAAUCAGAACAGUUCAUGAUUUAUAACCAAAAGCAGCUCACAAGGAUUUACCCCUCUGCCUACCGCAUCGAUUCCAGUAACUUCAACCCUCUGCCCUACUGGAACACAGGUUGUCAACUAGUGGCACUGAACUAUCAGUCUGAAGGCCGAAUGAUGCAGUUAAAUCGAGCCAAAUUCAAGACAAAUGGCAAUUGUGGCUACGUCCUUAAACCCCAGCAAAUGUGCAAAGGUACUUUCAAUCCUUUCUCUGGUGAUCCACUUCCUGCCAACCCCAAGAAGCAGCUCAUUCUGAAAGUGAUCAGUGGACAGCAACUCCCCAAACCUCCAGACUCCAUGCUUGGAGACAGGGGUGAGAUCAUUGAUCCUUUUGUUGAAGUUGAAAUUAUCGGAUUGCCAGUAGAUUGUUGUAAAGAUCAAACCCGUGUGGUGGAUGACAAUGGAUUUAACCCUGUGUGGGAAGAAACUCUGACAUUUACAGUACACAUGCCAGAAAUAGCUUUGGUUCGAUUCCUUGUGUGGGAUCAUGAUCCUAUUGGACGAGACUUCGUUGGACAAAGAACUGUGACCUUCAGCAGCUUAGUGCCUGGCUACCGGCAUGUCUAUUUGGAAGGACUGACAGAAGCAUCCAUAUUUGUCCACAUAACAAUCAAUGAAAUCUAUGGAAAGUGGAGCCCUUUAAUACUCAACCCCAGUUAUACUAUAUUGCACUUUCUAGGAGCUACAAAGAACAGACAGCUCCAAGGUCUGAAGGGUCUGUUUAAUAAGAAUCCCAGGCACAGUUCUGCAGAAAACAAUUCCCAUUAUGUACGGAAACGAUCCAUUGGAGAUAGGAUUCUGCGACGCACAGCCAGCGCUCCAGCCAAAGGCAGGAAAAAGAGCAAAAUGGGCUUCCAAGAGAUGGUAGAGAUAAAGGAUUCAGUGUCUGAGGCUGCAAGAGAUCCUGAUGGAGUCCUGAGGAGAACCACACGGAGUUUGCAAGUACGCCCUGUCUCGAUGCCUGUCGACAAAAGUCUUCUGGGAGCUUUAUCACUGCCUCUAUCUGACACAGCAAAAGACAUUGAGGGAAAAGAAAACUCUCUGGCAGAAGAUAAGGAUGACAGAAGAAAAGAGAAGGCAAGUAUAAAUGGCUCACAUUUUCCAAAUUUGAACAAAAAGUUCUCCUCCUCCUCCAGUGCUCUUCUCCACAAAGACACCGGCCAAAGGGACUCAAUUGUUUCUGCUGCCAACAUGUUGGUCACAGGAGAACAGUUGGGGGUGCCAGGUCCCACGGGUGGGAGAACCAAAUCGAAUGUGACAAGUGAUUGCCAGGAAAACCACUAUCCCAACAAAUCCCUCUCCCCAAGGCAGAAUUUGGCUCUUGAUCCUACAGUUAACCCAAGACAAGAUCUACAUGGUGUGAAAACCAAGGCAAAGGGGAAUGCGGAGGCGUCCUUGUGCGGAGGCAUCCUUUCUCAGAGCAAUCUGGAGAUUGAGAACCUGGAAGGUAACGGGGGUAAGGGCAGAGCUGCAACGUCCUUUUCUUUGUCAGACGUCUCCACAGUCGGUUCUGACAUACCUGACUUACAUUCAACUGCGAUUCUGCAGGAGAGUGAGAUCUCCCAUCUUAUUGACAAUGUCACUUUAACAAAUGAGAAUGAGCCAGGCAGUUCCAUCUCGGCACUAAUUGGCCAGUUUGAUGAGACCAACGAUCAGGCUAACCUCACAGUUGUUCCUCAUCUUCAUAGUACCAGUGUGACGUCAGGCAAUCCUCCCUUGCCUACCCUGGGCCUAAAAACGCCCUUCAAACAUGGUUUUUCCAAGGGAAAACCCAAGUCUUCCUUCCUGUGUUCAUCUCCUGAGCUGAUUGCUUUUUCAAGUCCUGAGACAAACAAACAUGUAGCAUACAACAUUUGUGAAACUACCUGCUCUCCCGUCUCUACAACGAAACCUGAUGAUGACCUUUCUGGUGAGGCCAAGACAGGGGCCAUAGAAGGCGACCUGCCUGGGUGCCCUAAUACUUCUCAUGGCUGGUUACCAAAAAGUCCUACCAAUGGAGAAGACCGGGAAACACGGAAGAGCUGCAGCCCUGCCUCAUCCAUGGAUUUGACCCUGGAGGAUGUGAUAGCUGAUCCCACCCUUGGUUUCAAUUCUGGAGACAGCAGCCUUGUGGAAAUUGAUGGAGAGUCAGAGAAUAUGUCUCUAACAACCUAUGAGUACAGGAGAGAGGGCACAAAUCCACUUCCUUCUCCUUUAAAACUGAAGUACAGUCAGGAUGUAGUAGAACACUUUCAAAGAGGUUUGAGAAAUGGCUAUUGUAAAGAGACUCUGUACCCUUCUGUCCCCGAAAUAUUCAACAAUAUUCAAGAUGUCAACACUCAAAGUAUUUCUUAUCUAGCAUAUCAGGGUGCUGGCUUUGUGCAUAACCGUUUCUCAAAAUCAGAUGCAAAAAUGAACCAGACCGGUGUGCCCCGGCAGUCUAGUGCCCAAGAUAUGCAUGUCCCUGCACCCAAGCAGUUGGCACAUCUUCCUUUGCCUGCUCUGAAACUGCCCAGUCCUUGCAAAUCCAAAAGUCUGGGGGACUUAACUUCAGAGGACAUCACCUGCAAUUUUGAGAGCAAGUACCAGUGUAUCAGUAAGAGUUUCGUUACAACUGGCAUUAGAGACAAGAACGGUGUGUCUGUGAAGACAAAGUCGUUAGAGCCUGUAGACGCCCUGACGGAGCAGCUUCGGAAGCUUGUGUCCUUUGACCAGGAAGACAACUGCCACAUGCUGUAUUCAAAGCAGGAUGUCAGUCAAUUCCCCAGGGCACUGGUCAGGAAGUUGUCAUCCAGAAGUCAGAGCAGAGUGCGCAAUAUUGCCAGCCGUGCCAAGGAGAGACAGGAAGCCAACAAGCAAAAAAUUGUGAGCCCCAGCAAUGGGGGAGGUGUGGUUCUUAGAAACAAACCCUCGGCACCCACCCCUGCCAUGAACCGCCACUCCACUGGCUCGUACAUUGCAGGCUACCUGAGGAACACGAAAGGGGGUGGCCCGGAAGGCCGUGGCAUCCCAGAGGGGGCGUGUACGGCCCUUCACUAUGGCUAUGUCGACCAGUUUUGUUCAGAUAAUUCUGUUUUGCAGACUGAGCCAAGCAGUGAUGAUAAACCAGAAAUUUAUUUUCUUUUGAGACUGUGAAUUACAUAAAGCUGCAUUGUCAGUGUUUACAAGGUAUUCUGUAGAAUGUCUGUUUUCAGUUGUCAGUAAAUCAGGUUCUUGGCU
This is a messenger RNA of Propithecus coquereli (Coquerel's sifaka), 5097 nucleotides long. RefSeq names its product phospholipase C, eta 1 (gene PLCH1). Gene Ontology annotation, molecular function: phosphatidylinositol-4,5-bisphosphate phospholipase C activity; calcium ion binding. The transcript is spliced from 22 exons. Gene Ontology annotation, biological process: lipid metabolic process; phosphatidylinositol-mediated signaling. Lineage: Eukaryota; Metazoa; Chordata; Mammalia; Primates; Indriidae. Bases 1 to 5013 code for a protein of 1670 amino acids. The record is from RefSeq and is a predicted model, not a curated record.